AUGUCUACCGUAUUGGCCGGCGUGCGAUACACCGUCUUCGCUUCCUUACUCGUCUCGCUCGUCGGUGCUGGGUUCUCCGCCGUCUCCGCCAUUCCAGCCAUCAUCUUUCCACACUCAAAGCUUCUCGCCUACUUCAACAUCUUUUGGCCAUUACUUGCGAGCGCAUUCGCCUUUGUCGCCGCCGUCUUACUCACGGUGUUGAUCUCUGGGGUCUUCUCGGUGGCUGGUGACAUCAUCGAUGUUGCUGGGGGAAAGCUGGAUCAAGAGACUAAUCUCUUCUGGUACGAAGGCAAACUUAAGAAUGAGAGUCCGAAGCGCGACGACACAGAUGUACUUGCAGGCUUCGCGGGGGUUACAAGGGUGAAAGAUGAAUGGCCGGGAUUUAUUGAUUUAUCGGAUGACGAGCUGGCUCGACAGCUUCGGGCGGCUGGAGGCGAUAUCCAUAACAUUGUGGCAAUCGGUCUUGGAAGCCUUCUCUACAGCGAGACCGAAGACUAUGAAGACAGCUUGUGGCAGCACAUGUUGGUUCGUAGGAUCUUCGAAGCCGCGUACAAAAUAGAGCCAGCAAACGAAGCACGUUGGAGGGUUCUUCUCGAGGAUUGUCACUACUAUAAGGAUGACUGCCAAUAUCUGGCUGAUGACUUCCUGGACCAGAAGUACCUUAACAAAGGGGUCAAAGUCGAAGCGACCAACGGUGGAACGGGCUGGACCGGCACUCAAAAAGACAGCGGCGACUACAUCUUUAUGACUUUCAAACCCAUAGACUCCAUUCGACAGAUUCUGGCCUGGUACACUUGGAAGGAUGGGGAUCAUAGAGAAAAUUGGGACGAUAGAGAAGAGCCCAAUGCUAUCAUGCCACGCGCGAUUAUCUGCCGAUAUUCAACAGAGAUCCUGUUUCCAAAAAAUACUCGGGAACGUGGAACAUUGGCACCGAAUGAGCCUCGUGAAGAUGAUACCGAUACGCGUGUCGACAAGUGGUUCAGCAGAUACAAAGAAGUCCAUAGGUUUACGAUAGAUGACCAUCGGCCAUUCGAGGGGAAAAUGUAUCUUUGGAUCUUGAGGCCCAGAGAAGAAUGGCUCGAAGGCUGCCGAACUUAUGACUAG
Messenger RNA from Alternaria metachromatica, 1104 nucleotides. RefSeq lists its product as uncharacterized. The coding region runs from base 1 to 1104 and encodes 367 amino acids. Lineage: Eukaryota; Fungi; Ascomycota; Dothideomycetes; Pleosporales; Pleosporaceae. The record is from RefSeq and is a predicted model, not a curated record. The transcript is spliced from 2 exons.